AUGAAGACACGCAAACAAGCGAAAGCGCUCGCAGACAAAGGAGUCCCUCCUACACCGCCCCAGGAGCUUCCGCAGACACGCCGCGGCCGUCCUAGCCGAUCUACCUCCGUAGAGCCACAUCCCUCAUCACGACCCACUGGAGUCAAGAAACCUGCCGCGAAAGCCCAGAAGCCAAGCAAAGGCCGCAAAGCUAAGACUGAAGCUUCUACAGCUAAUACUGUUAUCCCACAGACACAGAACGAUGUCACCACCACGCAGUCGGACACCGACCGCAAUGAUCAAUCUGAUGAAUUCUCAUCAAGAGCUCAAAGCGCAUUACCCGAAGAUGUUAUCAUGGAAGAGAACGAAGAGGAUAGAGAGGAAGAUGAGAUUAUGGAGGACGAGGAUGUUGAAGAGGACACAGAUGUUGUGAUGGACGAGGAUGAGAGGGACAGAGUGCGACGAUCCAUCUUGCGUGACUUGAUGCCCCAGCCAAGCCCACUAGGUCGCCUGGAGACACGACCGAUGUCGCAAGAGCAUGGUGAGGAAUCCCGUUUUCUUCAGACCCCUUAUGGACCUGCUCCCAUAGCAGUAAGGAACCCCCAAGAUGCCCAUGCACGUGCCUCCAUUCCUCAAAUUGCCUACUCCAGUGCUAUGGACAUUGUGCACGAACGUGCCGGACCGCUAUCGGACCUGGACAGGUCGCCACCGGCGGACCGUCCCAACAGGGACGGAAAUGAUGAAGCAAACAGCUUCAACUCUGUCGCGGAUCGGCAGACAAUCGAGAGCGCGACUGGCAGCACGUUGCCAGGCGCAUCUUCAGAAACAUCGUUGUUGUUCGAAAACAUUCUAAAAGAGACACACCACUUUACGCCGUCAUGGCAUGGACGCCCCGCCCUGCAGCCAAGUGUGCGGAGCGUAUCAAACUCCCCGGAGGCUAGUCCUCCACAAGCUCCCAAUCACCAUGCGGCGACACUUCCCCCCUCUUGCAUCGGACCCCCCUGCAAUUCACCCAGCCGAGUGUCCUUGUGA
This is a messenger RNA of Bacidia gigantensis, 1011 nucleotides long. RefSeq lists its product as uncharacterized. The record is from RefSeq and is a predicted model, not a curated record. Lineage: Eukaryota; Fungi; Ascomycota; Lecanoromycetes; Lecanorales; Ramalinaceae. Bases 1 to 1011 code for a protein of 336 amino acids. The transcript has a single exon.